GAGUUUUGUAACAAUAACUUGCUUGUAUUUGAUUAUUUAUUUGCCAAAAUAUUAAGGUAUAUAUAUGUUACAUUUACAGCUUUAAUUUGGUAAAUGUUUUUUAAUGACCAUUACAGACUAGUUUAAACGUCUUGAAACGUAUGCUUCUGCGUAUUCAGAGAAACGCAAGGACACGCAGACGCAACAGGCCCUUGCGCGCUCCUUGCGUGCCUUUUCACUCCAGGCUUUUUCCUUGAGUUCAGUUUGUCCUGCAAACAAAUCCCGCCUUCAUUUCUGGGACUGACGGACGAAACAUCCAAUCAUCAGUCUCCGGGCGUUGAGCCCGUUGGAGGUGGACCAAUCGAUCCAAAGCUUCACCGAUGGCCGCCGAGAAAGAAAUAUGGCAGAAGAUUGGCGAGGGCUUUGUCCAAGAAUAUUAUAACCAGUUUGACAAUACCAACAGGACAACUCUGGGUGACCUAUACAGUGCCGAUGCCUGUUUGACGUGGGAAGGUUCCAGCUUUCCUGGGAAAGCCGCCAUCGCUGGCAAAUUAGCUAGUUUGCCAUUUAAGUCAAUAAAGCACAUUAUCACAGAACAAGACUUUCAGCCCACGGUGGAUAGUUGUAUCUUCAUCAUGGUCUUUGGACAGUUGAAGGUAGAUGAUGAUCCACCGAUGGCUUUUCACCAGGUGUUUAUGCUGAAGCAUCAUGCGUGCUCAUGGGUCUGCACAAACGAUGUGUUCCGGUUGGGGAUACACAACAUACCAGUGUAGCGAUUUUAUUGGUUAAUAGAUACUAUUCUGUGGUUAAACCGUCAGUAAUAAAACAAGGGAUUGUAUGCAGUAGUUAUUUCAGGUUUACAUUACAUCAAUAAGCAGAUUAAUUGUUAUAUAAUGUCAAAUUGCAUUACUGUCCAAUAAAAAGACUUUCAGUCUCAACUCCUGGAUGUUUUUUGGUUGA
This is a messenger RNA of Pungitius pungitius (ninespine stickleback), 939 nucleotides long. RefSeq names its product nuclear transport factor 2-like. Bases 360 to 752 code for a protein of 130 amino acids. Lineage: Eukaryota; Metazoa; Chordata; Actinopteri; Perciformes; Gasterosteidae. The record is from RefSeq and is a predicted model, not a curated record. The transcript is spliced from 5 exons. Gene Ontology annotation, cellular component: nuclear pore central transport channel. Gene Ontology annotation, molecular function: nuclear import signal receptor activity. Gene Ontology annotation, biological process: protein import into nucleus.